AUGGCUGUCGUAGAUAGUGAGGCCGUCUUCGAAGCGCGAUGUGCCAAGGUUGGUCUGUCCAGUGCAACGAUCGCAGCCCUUAAAGGUAAGGGCUGGGGAACCUUCGCAAAUUUUGCCUUCUCGACCUCGUUCAUUCCGGGGCAGGGGGAGGACAGUGUCUUUGUGAGAGAUGUGGUCGUUGCAGUGCUGGGCAGCUCUGAUCAUGCAUCGGCAGCCGCUUUGAGGAGGCUUCAUUUUGAGAGCUAUACGCUUACGGCAGCGGAGCUCAAGAGGCAAACUGAGGCCACGGAAAGCGAUGUGCCUCGGAAGUUGCCACCGGCCGAGAUUGCAAGCAGGAUCGAAGCACUUCAGAGGAAGGUGCUGCCUCUGCUUAUCGAGGACAGCCUCGAGCCUUCACAUUCGGUUGUGAACCUCGUGUCUCAGUGUGUCGAAGACCAGAGGGUCAGGUACAUUGAGCUGUGCAGGGUGACCACCAGAAAUCAGGAGGUCAAUUCCCUCAAGGAGGUCCCUUCGCUAAAGAUGCUUCAGCCUGACCGCUCAGGCGUGCUGCGGGCGGCUCCUACUCAGGACUCCUUGAAGGCGGCCGUCAGUACCGAACUCGAGGUCUUCCAAGCCCUCCGAAGGCGGGACAUUGCUUACGAGUUGGGUGGAUACAUGUCCUUUGCAGCUCACGAGCAGUUGGUCUGCUUCUUGAUUCGCGAGUUGCAGAAGGACACCCUGCCGGGUUGCGGGCGAGUGACGUUGAACCAAGUGCAGUCGGCCGACCGUGAGGUCCAUAUCCAGCUGGCGCGUAAGACGCGUGCUGGGUUUGUGAUUCCGGGACCUGGCAAGCUGCCUUUGGAUGACCAUCUAGCAACAGUGCUGGAGAUGCCCUCGAUUCAUUGGAUCCUUUAUGUCGAGGAUCAUGAGUCAUUGGGUACGCCAACGGGCACCAAGAAGCGAAAGCGCAAAAAGAAGAAGCAGCCGGUCAAAGAGACCGAGGCGAGCAAAGUGCAGCCUCCUCCUGAGCCGCCGGCGAAUCAGCCCGAUCGCAAGAAGUUCAGGGGUGUGCUGCCGCAAGCCUUGCGAGGGGGCGUAUCGCAUACGAAAGCUGGUGCGCCCAUCUGCUAUGGGCAUAACCUUGGGACCUGUGGCCAUACAGGGGAUCGCUGUGACAAAGGCUCCUUCAAGGUUGCUGCUUCUUCUUCAGUUUUGCCUAGUGACUUCAAGCAUGUCAUGUGCCGUUUUCUUCGGAUGCAGGCACCUCAUCGCCCAUUUGGGGCGUUGGCAAUCUUUCAGAAUCUCAAGGCUGAUCUGCAUCGCGACAUUAACAAUGACGGUGGGCUUUCCUCAGCCUUCAUCCGGCAAGGUGGCGAUGCGCUGGGUGUGGAUCGAGUGGUUCGCUCACGAACUGUUCGGGCUCCUGCUGUGAAGUUGGAUCUGACUCGGGCUGAUCAUCAAGCACAGAUCAUACAGGAGGUUCAGCGUGCGGAUGUCGUCUGGCUUGCUCCACCGUGUGGGACCGGCUCCAGGGCACGCGACAUCCCUUUGCCAGCCCAUCUGCCAGCAGAUGUUUGUCUGUCUGCAAAGCCGCUUAGGAGUGCCGUGCACCCGGAGGGUCUUCCGGACCUUGCGGGUACUGAGGCUCGCCGUGUGAGACUUGCAAAUCAGCUGUACCAAUUCUCGUCGGAAAUUCUCGAGCUUUGUGUGCGUUUGGGCAAAGUCUGUGUCAUCGAGAAUCCGAGGCGAGCCUGGCUUUGGAGUACCAAGUGGAUGAAACCUUGGGUUGCCCGCUUGCAUUCCUUGUUUUCUCAUGCUUGUAUGUAUGGAUCCGAGCUUAAGAAGGCCACUCGUCUGCUUUCCACACACCCUUUGCCGUCUAUGCAUGCUCUCUGCGACGGGCAGCAUGCUCACAAGUCAUGGGGCCUCACCCGGAGGGCUGGGCGCUGGGACUUUCAGACCAGCGGGACUGCAGCUUAUCCGCCUGCCUUCUGCAAAGCCGCGGCGUCUGACUUGAUCGAAAUAUGUGCUUCUUUCAAUGCCUUUCCGCGCCAAGACGUGGUGUCGGAUGUCUUUGCAGUAGCUGCAGCUGUGGGCCGACAGCCACGCGGUGUCACUCACCAGGUCGGACCUUCCGAGUUUGGUUCGACUUGUACCAUGCGUGUGCCUUUGCACGUGGCAGUGCCCGAAAUCAUUGACUCUGCAGCCCCGUGGCCCUUGCAAGGGCUGCCGUCUGGUUCUCGUUUGUUGAGCUCUCGGACGGUGUCACACGAUGGGGGUUCAGAGGGCGUCCGCGAGGUGAAGUUUGGCAUAUACCGUACUCCAGAAGCUUUUCUUGCUGAGGCGUCCAAAACCCGACAUCCCUUCGAUGUGCCAUCGAACUUCGACAUGGGCAACAUUCAGGCCAUGCAAGUCAUCUUGAGUCAAGGAGUGGAAGGUGUUAAAAAUCUUCGGGAGAGAGUGCUUUCUUACUACAAGGGCAGGGAAGCAGCGUUCCGUCCGGAAGAAGAGGCCCUCAGAGCUACUAUGGAUCCAGAGGUUCGAAAAGUGAUGGAAGGCAAGAACUUCCUCCUCUUUCAAGAGAUGCUUCGGGAUGCAGGUGUGGAGGACCCUCAUCUUCUCCGGGACAUGACGCAAGGUUUCCGACUCAUUGGCCCCCUGGAACCGUCAGGCCAAUUUCCUAGGAAGGUCAGGCCGGCUGGUAUCGAUGUUUCUCACUUGAAGGCGACGGCCCGAUGGUCCAAGCACCUGGUCGAGGCCUCGUGUCGGAGAGCCAUGCAGGACCAGGAGAUAGCCAAGGCUGUGUGGUCCGAGACCAUGGAGCAAGUGGAGAAGUCUUGGCUCAAAGGACCGUUCAGCUGGGAGGAGAUCGACAAGAAAUAUCAGGGUUGCUGGGUUCCGUCGAAGCGCUUUGGGGUCGCUCAGGCGGACAAAGUGCGAAGCGUGGACGACUUGUCGGAGUUCUUGAUUAAUGCUGCCGUUACUGAAACCGAGAAAAUCACGCUGGAGGGGAUCGACCAUAUAGUUUCCUUGGCACGUUUUUUCAUUGGUGCUACGACGGCUGGGGUGUCGUCCUUCAAGCUUCCUUCAUCCUCGGGGGAGUGGAUCACCGGAAAGGUCCACCCGGAUUGGAGAGCCGGGAGGGCCCGGAGUCUUUUCGGGCGUGCUCUGGACUUGAAAGCGGCCUACAAGCAGCUCUCUCGUCACCCGGAUGACGGGUGGGUGUCGGUGUUGGCUGUUCUUGACCCCAACGAGGAUGUGGUUCAUUAUUUUGAGGCGGUGGCGCUACCGUUUGGCGCGGUGAGCGCUGUGACCGGGUUUAACCGUACCGCUCGGGCUCUGAGGAAGGUGCUGACCAAUCUUUUCUUCCUGACCACUACGAACUUUUACGACGAUUACUGCCAAAUGGAGUUGGAGCCUUUGCGGGAUUCGGCACGCGUGAUCGCCGAAGCCGUGCUGGACCUGCUUGGAUGGAAGAUUGCGCAGGGCAUCAAGGCGCUGCCCUUUUCGCAGUCCUUCAACAUGCUGGGGGCUUGCAUUUCCUUUGAGAACGCUUACAAGGGUGAAGUCGUAGUCCGAAACAAGGAAGGAAGACUUGAAGCCAUCGAAGAGGUCGUGAAUGAGUGCCUAUCGAAACGCCGGUGUGAUCCCAAGGCUAUUCUCUCGAUCAAAGGCAAGCUGUUAUUCGCCGCUGGGAAUGUGUUUGGCAAGUGUGCUCAGAUUGCAACUCAGCUUAUCUCGCAAUGUGGGACCGAGGGUUUCCGCAUGGGCCGCGAGAGGACCGACGAGUUUCUGGAGGGCUCUCUUGUGACUCACGGCGCUCUCCUCUACGAUCCGGUCUCGGGUCGCAAGGAGGUCUUUGGCGAUCAUAUCCCAGGGUCGCUUGUGGCCGCUUGGAAACGCGGGGGCCGGAAGCAGGUGAUUUACUUUGCUGAGAUUUUCCCUGUGGUUGUGGCCAAGGCCACUUGGAAGGAUGUGAUUGCCGGACGUCGAGUCCUCUUCUUCCUGGACAACGAGGGAGCUCGCUUCACCUUCAUCCGCUCGUACUCUGCUCAGGUGAAUGCUACUUCAUUGCUGAUGCAGUCUGCCAAGCUGGAUGUGGAGUCGAGGGCACUGGGAUGGUACAGCCGCGUCCCUUCUAAAAGCAAUCCGUCUGAUGCAGCCUCGCGCCUGGUUUUCGAUUCGUACUCCGAUUGUCGGCGUGUGGAUCCCGUUUACGAAGCCCUGCUGCCAGAGGGCAUGUGA
This is a messenger RNA of Symbiodinium sp. CCMP2592, 4224 nucleotides long. Lineage: Eukaryota; Dinophyceae; Suessiales; Symbiodiniaceae. The record is from the annotation of a GenBank genome assembly.